AUGAGAAAGAUUGAGAUGCCGUGGAGAUCAUCGUCAAGAUCUCUGGCUCGGGAUGGUCGAUCGGGGAUGACCGAAGAUAUAGUCAUCGCUUUGCGGGAGAGGGUGGGAAUCAGUGACGCGGUCAAGAUUCUCGUUCCCUUACCUGACCAAAGGCCGAUGGACGCUCCACCUGGAUGGUUUUGCCUCUACGAAUGCUUCCUCACGGAGUUUGGAAUACGUUUUCCGGUCCUCCCGUUACUUCUCGAGUAUGCGUAUGAGCGGGGUGUAGCGUUGAGUCAGCUGACCCAUGGUGUAGUGCGGCAUAUGGUCUUCUCGGCCGCUCUGGCGAAGGCAGCCGGGAUGAAGCUAGACAGGGAGCUCUUUGAGCGUAUAACUGAUCUUCGUGCUGGGGUUAAGGAAGGAGGUUUCAAGCGUUUCCACACAUCGAUGAAACAUGACAUCGUUUUUGGUGAUCAUCGAACGAAGAUUCAUCACUGGACGCGCUACUACUUUUUUGUCAAGGUCGACCGUGCUUCGGUCGGGGAUUUCGAUCCUAGUCACGUCUUAACAGAAUGGGUCCAGGAGCCGGGAAGGAUUGUCCCAAGGAAAGUAAAUACUACUCUAAAGGAGAAGUUUAGAACUUUACGCGACUUGAGUAGAGAGACUUGGGCGGAUGCGUUUGCCGAGACCGAAAGGAAGAAGAAGGAAAAGAAAGGAAAGGCUAUUGCUAUAGCGAUUCCUCUCUGGAAGACAGGCUUAAGGAAAAGGGCUCCGGCUUUGGUGGAUGAUGAUAUCCUGAUUUCUGAUCCUUUAUCCAAGCGGAUGAGUGGCGAUUUCUCUUCUCGGACUGUCGUGGCUUCUACUGGUCAGGGCGGGGAUAUGAGUAUCCUGGAGUCUGGAGGUGACGGGGUGACGGUUCCGUCGGGAUAG
Messenger RNA from Microthlaspi erraticum, 909 nucleotides. The record is from the annotation of a GenBank genome assembly. Lineage: Eukaryota; Viridiplantae; Streptophyta; Magnoliopsida; Brassicales; Brassicaceae.